ACAUCAUUACAUUAAAAACCAUGACGACGCCUUCGCCGACCUCCUCUCCUCCCUCUGAUUCAAACCCUAAUUCCGCCGCUACUCCGCCGCAUCACAAACAACAACCACCCUCUCCUCCUCCACCCACGAAUCCAUCCUCUCCACCUCAACACAUCACCGUCGUAGCUUUAGCCGCAUCAACCUCCGCCGUCGCCAGAAAAACCCAACCAGUUCUCUGGACUCACGACGAGACUCUCCUUCUAAUCGAAUCAUACAAAGAGAAAUGGUACGCAAUUGGUCGUGGUCCUCUAAAAUCAACUCACUGGGAAGAAAUCGCCGUCGCUGUCUCAUCUCGUUCCGGCGUUGAACGGUCAUCUACACAGUGUAGGCAUAAGAUCGAGAAGAUGCGUAAAAGAUUCCGAUCUGAGAGACAGAGUAUGGGACCUAUCUCAAUUUGGCCAUUCUAUAAUCAAAUGGAGGAAUUGGAUUCAAAUCCUGCUCCGAUCUCAGCUCGUCCUCUCACUCGUCUUCCUCCAAAUUCGAAUAAUCGCUACGUAGACGACGAUGAAGAAGAAGAAGAGGAUAACAACAACUACGAAGAAGAAGAAGAAGAUGAGAGACAGAGUAAAUCAAGAAGUAUCAAUUACAUAUUGAGAAGACCUGGAACUGUUAACAGAUUUGCUGGAGUUGGUGGAGGAUUAUUGUCAUGGGGACAAAAAGAGAGAUCAUCAAAGAGGAAGAGGAACGACGGAGACGGCGGUGAGAGGCGGAGGAAGGGAGCGAGAGCUGUUGCGGCGGAGAUUAGGGCGUUUGCUGAGAGAGUAAUGGUAAUGGAGAAGAAGAAGAUUGAGUUUGUUAAAGAGACAGUGAGGCUUCGUAAGGAAAUGGAGAUUAGAAGAAUCAAUUUGAUUCAGAGUUCACAAACUCAGCUUCUUGAAUUUAUCAACAAUGCUUUUGAUUUUUUCUAACGCAGAGAUUAGUGUCAUUGUUGGUUUUAGAUUUGUAACAUAGGUAAUGAAUUGAAGAAAUGCAC
Molecule: messenger RNA, 1012 nt
Organism: Arabidopsis arenosa
Lineage: Eukaryota; Viridiplantae; Streptophyta; Magnoliopsida; Brassicales; Brassicaceae
Source: the annotation of a GenBank genome assembly